Messenger RNA from Microthlaspi erraticum, 456 nucleotides. Lineage: Eukaryota; Viridiplantae; Streptophyta; Magnoliopsida; Brassicales; Brassicaceae. The record is from the annotation of a GenBank genome assembly.
AUGUUGGAUAAGCUUAUCUUAGCUCAGUCCACAAUGAAGAAAGUCAAUUUUGUGUCUGCUGAAGAGAUGGAACCAGUCCAAGAAGGGGAGGAUACACAAUUUGCUGAAGUGUGCUACAUGAGCAAUAGGCAGAGAGGACCAGGUCUAGAGUUGAGAAACCACGUUCUGAUAGGCCACGAGCUGAUAGACUUGUUAAGCCCCUUGUGUCUUGAUGAAGAGAGCCUUCAAGCUUUGUUUGAUGAGCCACUAGGAAGGGCUCUAAAAGAAGGGGAGGAUGCAGCCUCUAAGGCAAGACCAGGUGAGAAAAAGAAAGAUCCACCAGCUCAGGCCCCUUCAGUCAAGCCAUCUCAGCUCACAAUGACCUUGUUCCCCACCAAGUUUGAAAAUGGGAAGAUUGAGUACAAGAUAAGGUACAAGGGGAGAUCAAGGCCAUUCUCUAGAGCCAAGCCUUGGUGA